AUGUUGAAUAGAACUUUAAUAACUGACGAUCCUGAAGCACAACGAUUUAUAAAUCUUUCUUAUGUUACAAAUACAGAAAAAAUACCUCAAAAUGGUUACAUCAUUUUUUUUAUUGGAUGGUUUUCUAAAAAAGAUGGAAAACCAUUUAAAGUUGAAUCAGUACAUAAUUAUGGUAAAAUGAAAUCAUUACAAAAUGAUGGAUAUAGUGAUAUAGACAAAAGUAAUUUGCUUACAUUAGAAGAAAUUAUUUCAUGUCUAAAUUAUAAUUACCUAUCAAUUGAAAAUAAUGAAGAAAUUUGGUAUAAAUCUUCUAAAAUGGGUGCGAAUAAAUUAAAAAUAAUAUUACAACAAAUAGUUAUUAAUAUAGGUAUAAAUUUUGAUAGUAACCAAAAAAUUACAAAUUACAAUGUCUGUUGUACAGCUAUAAUGAUAUUAAAAGCUUCUGAUAUUCCAGAAGAUGAAGUUAUGAUAUUUUCAGGAUACCAUUCUCAAGAAGCUAUUCAAUCUUACAGUAGUCUAACAGAAGAUCAACAUUUGUCAUCUAUAGCAUUAUUAAUUCUUUAUACAGCUUAUAAUGAAGAUUUCAAAUCUUAUUAUACUUUUUCUGGUGAUUCAUAUAAUUAUAUUAAUUAUAAAUUAGAUAAAAAUGAAGGUACUAUUGUAUUGUUGUAA
Molecule: messenger RNA, 672 nt
Organism: Cetraspora pellucida
Lineage: Eukaryota; Fungi; Glomeromycota; Glomeromycetes; Diversisporales; Gigasporaceae
Source: the annotation of a GenBank genome assembly